AUAGUUUUUGGUUCUCAGACUUAUCUUCUGUCAGAACUCUCCUGUGUCAAGGUGAAGGACACGAAAAUGGAAAAACAGAAAUGACACAAAAAUUGAUAUACACAGAUUUUUAUCCUUAUUAAACAAUGACUGAAAAAGAAUUUGCCACAUCAGACAAUAUUGUAGAGUCAACAGGCAAUUCAAUUGAUGCAUUGAUUCAGGCAAGUUCUAUGAUACAAGAUGACAACAUAGAUAACCACUCACCAUGUCAAACAAGUUUUGAAGAACAAAGGGAACUAGAUCGUUCAUAUAUACAACAAAAUGAAGAUAAACAGUCACCACGGUCAACACAGAGUUCAUCGCCACAGAACCUAUCACAUGACACUGGUUAUCAAAACAGUGAUGCAAGUUUUGAAGAUGGUCGAUUGGGAUACGAUUCCAUUAAAAUGGAUGAUGGGGAAAAUAAUGACGAUUUCCCAUACGGCCAGUACAUGGACUCGUCACCAGAAAAUGUUUUGGAUAUGAGAACAGGUUCACCAACUAGAUUCUACAAAUGCAGAUUUUGUCCAUUUACAGCAAGUACAUAUACACAACUUCAACUUCAUAUGCCUAAACAUGGAGGUGUGAAGGCAUUGAAAUGUUCAUUAUGUGACUAUACAACUAAUGACAAAAGUAAUUUCCGUCGCCAUAGAAGACUACAUAUGGGCAGCAAUCCUGUUAAUGUAUUAAAGUGUAGUAAAUGUGCCUACACAACCAUUCUACCAAGGAAAUUUCGUGAUCACUGCUUACAAGCUCAUAAUGACAGAAUUGAACCAGCAAGAGUACAUCAUUUUGAAACAUCAGUGCACUCACCAUACCAACCCCCAACUUUUCACCAAACCCCCUUGCAAAUUGAUACCUUGGAUCUCAGUGCUCAUGGUCAGCCAUCACCUUCAAAUUCAAACAUGACAGCAACUAAUGCAUUACAUUCAUUACUAUCAGGCAUCCAUCCGACACAAUUAUCGUAUCGCCCACAAAACAAUCCAACUUUACAAACCCAAUGUCUCAAUCAAUUUAGUAAUUAUGUACCACAAGUUCAACGUCAAACUGAAGAAAAUCACAUGGCAUCAAACUACUUAAGAUCUAUUGUCUCAUCCAUUAUGAACACCAACAUGCCACCAAGGGUGCCUGUCACAAGUACCAUGACUUCAUCUGGUUAUUUUCUGCCUAGAAGUACUGAGGUUCACCGAGAAUGUCAGUCGUCAUCUUUAUCAUCAAAUUACCAAAGUAAUUUACCAAGCUCAAGACAAGUAAAAGUCAAAAUAGAACCUCGAGAUUACGAUGAAGCAACUGAUUUACAUGUAUCAAGUUCUGGUCCCCCAUACAGAGCACCAAAAGAUAUGUCACAUCGGAUUAACAUGCAACCCUACCAGCAAAGACUUGUAGAAACAUUUGAAAAUAAUUCACAAAAUGAGUCAUCAAACUGUAUGGACAGCAUCAGAACAAAUUCUACCGAUUCGUCAUCAUCACAACAGGAAGUUAGAUCAAGUGCAGACAAUGUUGUCAAUACAACAGUCAAAUCAGAAACUACAACAAUAGGCGUGCAAUGUGGACUUCACAAAUCUGAUUCAUUAAUAGAAAUUUCACAAACUCAACCGACUAUAGACUGUGGUAUUCAGUGUGAAUUGAUGCAUCAUUCAAGAGCAGUAGCAGCAGAUUGUCCAGUCAAAGAAAACACUUGUGGUCACUGUGGCAUCACAUUUGAUGAUGAAGUUUUAUAUUCUAUUCAUAUUGGGUGCCAUAGCCACACUGACCCAUUUGUGUGUAAUGUGUGCGGGAAACAGUGCUCUAAUAAAUACGGCUUUUACUCUCAUAUAAUGAGAGGACAUCACUAUUAAGAAAAUGUUAAUGUUUUGUUUCUUGCAAUACAUGUAAUUACAAACCUGAAAUGAAAAGUCAUUUUGACUAUUUUUAUAAACUGCAGCAUCCCAUUUUUGUAAGCACAGGGGGAAUUAGACACAUUCUAAGGUUUAAAAUUUCUAAUCUGUAUUUUUAUUGCUAGAGAUUUCUUCAUUUUUUCCACUUUUAAAUACUGUAAAUUCAGAAAUUAAUGCGAGGUUUUUAUUAUUGCGAAAAAUGCGACUGAGUUGUAAACGCAAUAAUUUAAACUCGCAUUUCGAAAUAUUUUAUAGGAAUUUAACAGGAUUUUUCACAAAAUCGUAAAAAUUAAAAUCACAUUUAAGUCUAAAAUGACAAAAUCGCAAUAAUAAAUGCACGCAAUAAUUUCUGAAUUUACAGUACAUGUAAGUAUUGUACAAUGGAAAAGUCAUAACACAAUUUUUGCUGUUAUUGAAUUUAAAUUAAAAGCUGACAGUGCAAAAGCCUGUUGCAAUUUGGAAUUCCUUAUACAAAUCAGAAAUUUUAUUUAAAUUAUAUUUUGCAAUAAAAAAUAUUAAGCCAUUAUUUAGAAUCCACAUGAAUAGAAUCUAACAUUUGAAAAGAAUACUACUUAUGCAUAUCUUGCAAAUGUCAAAUACUAUUGACAAAUUGAAUUAUAGAUAAUAGGAAAUGUCUGAGGGUGUUAUGAGGGAAAUUAAUGUCUUGCACUCUUCAUUUUUCUGUGUGUUUGAUGUAAUACAAUUAAAUUGUUACAUUUCAAAUAAUGUUAAUAAUUUGUGGGAAAUGAUGCAUUUAUGCUGACUUAUCUAGGAGUUAAGGCAAGUCAGAAAUAUUUCAGUCCAUAGAAAUCACAGGGUGAGAAAACAGGGUCAUUCAUACCUGCCAACUGUCACUAUUUGCGGGGGGAUUUCCCCCAUAGAGGCUCCCAAAUUGAAAUUGUGAAAUAGCAAUUUUGUCUACAACUUUAAACAAAACAAUUAAUUUUACAAUUACUUUGGGCUUGUAAAAGUAUGAUGAAGCCAAAAAAAAACAAUAUUUAAAACGUAUUUGAAGGCCCCCUUGAAGUUUUUUUUAAAACAUAUAUGGCAGCCAUCUUGCAAACAAAACCCCCAUGGCCAUUUUGAAAAGUUGGCAGGUAUGCAUGGUCUGUUGGGGGAACUUGAAGCAUAAUGUUUAUUUUUUUGCUUUAAAUGCUGCUUUAUAUGGAGUUAUCUUUUUCAAAUUUAAUGUUAUACAAAUUUAUUACAUGUUUUAGAACUUUAUUUUUUUUAUUUGAAAUAUACAUUGUACCUUUAUUUUUAUUUUUUAUCUAGAAAAUUUAUGACUAUGUAUUACAAGUAAAAAAGAUAUAAAAAAAUUAA
Messenger RNA from Mytilus trossulus (common blue mussel), 3218 nucleotides. RefSeq names its product zinc finger protein Pegasus-like. Gene Ontology annotation, molecular function: DNA-binding transcription factor activity, RNA polymerase II-specific; RNA polymerase II transcription regulatory region sequence-specific DNA binding. Gene Ontology annotation, biological process: regulation of transcription by RNA polymerase II. Bases 126 to 1856 code for a protein of 576 amino acids. The transcript has 3 exons. NCBI's taxonomy places the organism in Eukaryota, Metazoa, Mollusca, Bivalvia, Mytilida, Mytilidae. The record is from RefSeq and is a predicted model, not a curated record.